This is a messenger RNA of Cryptomeria japonica (Japanese cedar), 1462 nucleotides long. RefSeq lists its product as uncharacterized. Bases 247 to 1314 code for a protein of 355 amino acids. NCBI's taxonomy places the organism in Eukaryota, Viridiplantae, Streptophyta, Pinopsida, Cupressales, Cupressaceae. The record is from RefSeq and is a predicted model, not a curated record. The transcript has 3 exons.
CCUAAUUUUAUCGAAGCAGCCGCCUCGGUGGACCUACCAUUUGUAGUUUCCCUAUCCUUUCUUCUCUGGACUCCUAUGGCGGAGAGUGGAAAUCAGGUUAACGGUUCUCUGCAACUUCCUGCUGCGUACUGUCUUUAUUGCAGCGACGUGGCGUUCGUAUGUGCCUCAAAAAUGUUAAUUUAACACAGAAAACCGCUUUUCAGGACACAAAUUGGGGGAAUUAAGUAAACCUCUGUACAGGCCAGCAUGAAAGGGGCUAAUCAGAGGGUCGCGAGGACCGUGACUACAAUCCUGCUUUGCAUAGCAGUGGUGGGAGUUGUGUACUUGGCCAUUGAUGAAAACCUCCAGGGUUCCUUCACUCCGAUUCUUGUCAGCGCUUUCUCCAGUAUGCAGACGCUGUUCCGUUCAGAGGUGGACGAUUAUUCAACAGAUCCAGAUAUUCCUUAUAAUUCAUCAGAUCUUACCGACGAGCUAAAAGUAAGCCUUUCAAAAGCGGCGAACCAGGAGAAAACCGUUCUAAUCACGACUCUGAAUGCGGCGUGGGCGCAGAACAAUAGCAUGGUGGAUUUAUUCCUGAAAAGUUUCUACAUCGGUGACGGAACAGAGGCGUUGUUGAAAAAUUUGUUGAUUGUUGCGGUAGAUGAGAAGGCGCUCAAUCGCUGCUGGGAAAUUCAUCCGCAUUGUUAUCUGAUGAAAACAGAGGGAGUCGAUUUUUCGGGAGAAAAGCUUUUCAUGAGUCAAGAUUAUUUGAAAAUGAUGUGGAGAAGGCUUCGUUUCUUCGGACAGGUGUUGGAGCGAGGAUAUAACUUCCUUUUCUCGGAUGCUGAUAUUAUGUGGUUUCGAGAUCCCUUUUCUAAAUUCUCAUCCAAGGCGGACUUCCAAAUAGCAUCAGAUCGUUAUACAGGAAAAUCAACGGAUCUGUACAAUAAGCCCAACGGAGGAUUCAUGUAUGUCCACUCCAAUAAAAAGACAGUCAAUUUUUUCAAGUUUUGGUAUCGAUCCAAGAAAGUUUAUCCCCGUAAAAAUGAGCAAGAAGUGUUGAACAUACUGAAAUGGAAAGAGUUCAGACGCAGGGGACUUAAGGUUGAAUUCCUUGACACUAAAUAUUUUGGCGGGUACUGUCAAAGAACAAAAAAUGUGAACUCGGUUUGUACCAUGCAUGCCAACUGUUGCAAAGGCUUGAAGGCCAAGCUUAUUGAUUUGAGAAAUACUCUCUCCGACUGGGAGAAAUAUAAGCAAAAAAAAAGGCACGGUAAAGGCAAGGAUGUGCGCUGGACAUCUGCAGACGCAUGUCGGCAUUCCUGGCACCGAUGAAACUUUUUCAACACUCUUGUAAUAUUAUUAUUAUCAUUCAAUUUUCCCAAAAUAUGUGCUCCUAAUUCAAAGGAAUUAGGAAAAAUUCUGAAUAAUUCCUGUGUAAUUAGUUUGAAAUUAUCUAAAUUAGAAGAAAAGAAUUAGUGUC